UCAGUGUAUGUUGGUGCACACGAGUGUGUAGUCGCGUAGUGAACUCCAGUGAAUGCAGAAUGCUACACGAAGCCUGGCCAGCCGCCUGGCACAAGACAGAGACCUUCGAGCUGGACGCCUUCAUAGCGGAGGUGAACAACAACUACAGUCUUAAAGAGGGCGAGGGCGAGCGCGGCUCGUGCGGCGAGGAGGGGUCCGCGGAGAGCCCGCCCCCGCUGGCGUCGUUCGGGUACGCCCCGCCGCUGUCGCCGUCCCACUCGCGCAGCUACCAGGAGCUGCGGCCGGCGGCGGCGCCCGCACUCGCGCGCGACAUGCAGGCCUACGCGCACCUCGAGGAGGCGCUGUUCAAGCCGGCGGCGGGCGGCGGGGUUGCAUUGUUGGACGGUAACGGAGCGAGCAAGGCGCCUAAUGAAUGCAAGCGGGUCGAGGGCGACCGCGGCGGGGCCGGGGGGUAG
Messenger RNA from Achroia grisella, 455 nucleotides. RefSeq lists its product as uncharacterized. The transcript is spliced from 3 exons. Bases 60 to 455 code for a protein of 131 amino acids. Lineage: Eukaryota; Metazoa; Arthropoda; Insecta; Lepidoptera; Pyralidae. The record is from RefSeq and is a predicted model, not a curated record.